AUGAACUAUGAAAGCAAAGUUGAUGAGAUGAAGAGUACUACUGAAGAGGUGAAGGACGAGCAUGAAAAGGGUUCUUGGCCAUUGCAAAGUUCCAACAUCCCUAACUUUGAAUGGCAAAUAGAUCAUAGAAUGAAGAGUGAGAACAUGUCUAGCAGUACACUAAAGGCUACCUGGCCAUCACAAAGCUCCAACAUCCCUAAUUAUGAAUGGCAUGUGGAUCAUACGAUGAGGAGUACUGAGCAAGGGCGUUUCAACUUUUCUGGUUAUGAAUCAAAGUUGGAUCUUAUGAUGAAGAGUGCUGAACAAGGGCAUUUCAACAUUUCUGGUUAUGAAUCAAAGUUGGAUCUUAUGAUGAAGAGUUCUGAUCAAGGGCAUUUCAACUUUUCUGGUUAUGAAUCAAAGUUGGAUCAUAUGAUGAAAAGUCGUCAAGAGGAAAGUUUGGAUAUCACUACUUAUGAAUGGCAAGUAAAUCGUGGGAUAAAUAGUGAACAAGGGAAUGAUCAACCUUCGGAUGUUUCAUGGUUAAAGGAGUUCACGGUUACAUUUGAAGGCCCACAUGGUAAAUCAUUGUUUUAA
Messenger RNA from Sphenostylis stenocarpa, 576 nucleotides. The record is from the annotation of a GenBank genome assembly. NCBI's taxonomy places the organism in Eukaryota, Viridiplantae, Streptophyta, Magnoliopsida, Fabales, Fabaceae.